CAAAGACUUGAUAGAUCUUUCAAAUUACACGUGUGGCCUGUGCCGGAAGGAACUGUCGGAGUUCUUGUGGAAAUUAAGUGAAAAUAUUGGAUAUAUUAAGUGAUUGUCGAAACCCACGUUGAUUACUAGGCAGUAAACGUGGAGCGAUGUUUGUUUUAUACGAAACUCCGGCGGGAUACGCUAUAUUUAAGCUCCUAGAUGAGAAAAAAUUGUCGCAAGUAGACAAUUUAUAUUUGGAAUUUCAAACACCUGAGAAGGCUACAAAAAUAGUCAAACUAAAACACUUUGAGAAAUUCAAAGACACAACUGAAGCCCUGUCCGCAGCCACAGCAACAGUUGAAGGAAAGCUAUGCAAGCCCCUGAAAAAGACUCUGAAGAAACUAGUCAGUGAUGACGUUCAAGAUAAGCUGCUCGUCGCUGAUGCUAAGUUGGGCAAUGCAAUCAAGGACAAAUUCUCUUUGCAAUGCGUAUAUAAUACGAAUGUCCAGGAGUUGAUGCGGUGCAUCAGAACACAGUCGGAGAGCUUGUUGGCUGGACUUCCGAAGAAAGAGAUGACUGCAAUGGCGUUGGGUCUGGCACAUUCACUGUCCCGCUACAAGCUGAAGUUCUCUCCUGAUAAAAUUGAUACGAUGAUUGUUCAAGCUCAAUGUCUCCUCGACGACUUAGAUAAGGAGUUGAACAAUUACAUCAUGAGAGCAAGAGAAUGGUAUGGUUGGCAUUUUCCAGAAUUAGGAAAAAUUCUCACAGAUAACAUUGCCUUCGUGAAAACCAUCAAACUUGUCGGGACUCGAGACAAUAUGGGUGCGACCGAUCUUUCGGACAUUUUACCCGAAGAUGUCGAGCAGAAAGUGAAAGAAGCAGCCGAAAUAUCAAUGGGUACUGAAAUUUCUAACGAAGAUAUCGAGAACAUUCAAGCAUUGUGCGAUGAAAUCUUGGCAAUUAACGACUAUCGUACACAUUUGUACGAUUACUUGAAAACAAGAAUGAUGGCGAUGGCGCCUAAUCUAACAGUUCUUGUUGGUGACACAAUCGGCGCACGAUUAAUUGCACAUGCAGGUUCUCUCAUCAAUCUUGCCAAGCAUCCCGCUUCAACUGUUCAAAUUUUGGGUGCUGAGAAAGCUCUGUUCCGAGCGUUGAAGACCAAGAAAGACACACCCAAAUACGGUCUAAUUUUCCAUGCCCAGCUGAUUGGACAGGCCAGUUUACGGAACAAGGGCAAAAUGUCUCGAUCUUUAGCAGCCAAGGCUUCCCUGGCUACGCGUCUUGAUGCCUUCGGGGAGGAUGUACAGUUCGAAUUGGGCGCCGAGCAUAAGGUGAAACUUGAAGCCCGGCUGCGGCUACUGGAGGAAGGCAAUAUGAAGAGACUGUCUGGAACGGGAAAAGCCAAGGCCAAAUUGGAGAAAUAUCACGUCAAAAGUGAGGUGUUGACUUACAAUGCCGAAGCAGAUAGCACCUUAUCCACAGAAAAAGUAAAGAAGCGGAAAGUAUCUGAAGGUGAAACAAGCCAACCGAAGAAGAAGAAAAAGAAGCAUUCUGAAAGCCAAGAGUAGAAUUCUAUCGAAUUUGGUACUUUUGUUUUACUUGAAGUUUUUAAUUGAGUUAGACUAAGAAAGAUCCCUUGCCUGUUAUCUAGCAUGCAAAUAAAACUAUAUUACAUAAA
Molecule: messenger RNA, 1660 nt
Organism: Hermetia illucens (black soldier fly)
Lineage: Eukaryota; Metazoa; Arthropoda; Insecta; Diptera; Stratiomyidae
Gene: nop5
Product: nucleolar protein 58
Exons: 5
Coding region: 147-1550 (467 amino acids)
Cellular component (GO): small-subunit processome; box C/D methylation guide snoRNP complex
Molecular function (GO): snoRNA binding
Source: RefSeq, a predicted model, not a curated record